CAGGCCAGCUCCCUCAGGGCUCACAGGGCAAACCCCCCAAAACAGAAUCACACUGCGAUGCAGGAGAAACGCAUGGUAUGGCUGAGGUGGAAGAAACACUGAAGCGAAUUCAGAGCCAAAAAGGAGUGCAAGGAAUCAUUGUUGUUAAUUCUGAAGGUAUUCCUAUCAAAAGUACUAUGGACAACUCCACAACGAUUCAGUACGCAGGCCUCAUGCACAGCUUCAUCAUGAAAGCGAGGAGCACUGUGCGAGACAUUGAUCCCCAAAAUGACCUCACAUUCCUGCGGAUCCGUUCCAAGAAAAACGAAAUCAUGGUUGCACCAGCGGAUCGUUGUAAAGAAGUACAGCAGAUCCGAGAGCAGCAUCCAAACAAAAUCCCGGUCAUCAUCGAACGCUAUAAAGGGGAGAAACAGCUGCCAGUGCUGGACAAGACCAAGUUCCUUGUCCCAGACCAUGUCAACAUGAGCGAAUUGGUCAAAAUAAUCCGGCGUCGCUUGCAGCUGAAUCCCACCCAGGCUUUCUUCCUGCUGGUGAACCAGCACAGCAUGGUGAGCGUGUCUACCCCCAUCUCGGAGAUCUACGAGCAGGAGAAGGAUGAGGAUGGCUUCCUCUACAUGGUCUAUGCUUCCCAGGAGACCUUUGGCUACUGAGGCUGCUGAGAGGUGGCAUGUGGAGACAAAUGGACUGUGGCGCACAGGCCCCAGCCUUGGAAGACAAUGCAACCAGAGGCUCACGAGAGGGGGACCGUGCCGACUCCCCCUCUCUCCCUCCCUCCCCUUCCCAUCCCCCUGUCACCAAAGAGGCUUGUGGCGUGUGUUGGGCUCACACAACCCUUCACCUUGUCUAGAUUAGUCCCCCUCCCUCCACACACACGCACCCGCGUGCGCGCAUACGUGCAGCCACCCACGCGCAUGGAUGGGGCCUCGCCUUCCCAUUCCGUCCCCUUCGUGUAACCUUCAGCUGCUCUCACUGUGCUGUGUACAUGUGUGUGUGCGUGUUUGUAGCCUACUGCCAAAACAGGUCAGCUGGUGAUGGAGAGGGGACAGGACGCUGUUGCCUUCGCUUCCAGCACAGGGAGAGCCGCCUCUCCUCCAAAACGCUAAUAAAGGGCAGGAGGUCUGCAAAAGCAGCAAACAGAUGUUACCAUUGCUCCCAAGUUUUAAUUGAUUUUAAUUACACCCAUAUCAGAUUCUUGGUGCUACUGAGUAGAUGUAGGCGUCUCUAUAGGACUGUGGAUAAUGUAUAUCCUUUAAGUUUAUUUUAUUGGUUGGUUGGUUUGUUUGUUUGUUUUUUAGGGAUAGAUUGGAAUGGGGAGAGGGGGCAAUCUUUCCUGUAUUCUGUAGGUAAAUAAAUCGGGCUUCAUUGCACUUUAAAGCAUAGUAGGUGUCAGAGUGGAAUUUACUUUUAAUUUAUACAGGUUUGCCAUACAUAGUGCUGCUCCUCUGUUGAUAGUUGUACCUA
Egretta garzetta (little egret) is the source of this 1461-nucleotide messenger RNA. RefSeq names its product dynein light chain roadblock-type 1 (gene DYNLRB1). The coding region runs from base 78 to 650 and encodes 190 amino acids. NCBI's taxonomy places the organism in Eukaryota, Metazoa, Chordata, Aves, Pelecaniformes, Ardeidae. Gene Ontology annotation, biological process: microtubule-based movement. The record is from RefSeq and is a predicted model, not a curated record. Gene Ontology annotation, cellular component: cytoplasm; centrosome; cytoplasmic dynein complex. Gene Ontology annotation, molecular function: dynein intermediate chain binding. The transcript has 7 exons.